AUGGAGCAUGAUUGUUGCAAGUUUGUGCAGAAAUGUCAUAAAUGCCAAGUGCAUGGUGAUUUGAUCCGAGUGCCGCCUUAUAAAAUCAACGCCAUGAGUUCACCUUGGCCAUUUGUGUCUUGGGGCAUGGAUGUCAUCGUUCCAAUAGAGCCAGCCGCUUCUAAUGGACACAGAUUUAUUUUGCUUGCCAUUGACUACUUCACCAAGUUCGGAGUACCAGAAUCUAUCAUUACUGAUAAUAGUGUGAAUCUCAACGGUCACUUGAUGAGAGAGAUAUGUGAGCAGUUUAAUAUUACCCACCAAAACUCAACCGUUUAUCGUCCUCAAAUGAAUGGAGCUGUAGAGGCUGCCAAUAAGAACAUCAAGAAGAUUAUGAGAGAAAUGAUUGACAAUCACCGAGGUUGGCAUGAAAUGUUGUCAUACGCUUUGUUGGGUUAUCGAACGACCGUCAAAAUGUCAAUUGGAGCUACUCCAUAUCUACUAGUAUAUGGAACAGAAGCAGUCACACCUGCUGAAGUUGAUAUAUCAUCCUUGAGAAUCAUCCAAGAAGCUGAAUUAACUAAUGAUAUGUGGGUCCGCAAGCGAAUAGAUCAAUUGACAUUGAUUGACGAGAAAAAAAUAGUUAUUGUUUGUGAUGGUCAAUUAUAUCGACAGAGAAUGGCUCGUGAUUUACACAAGAGAGUCAGAGCCAGAAUUUUUGAAAUUGGUCAAUUGGUCCUCAAGCACAUUUUUCCUUAUCAAGAUGAGUACAAAGGGAAAUUCACACCAUAUUGGCAAGGACGUUACAUGGUUCGCAAGGUAUUAUCUGGAAUUGCUUUGUUCUUGUCGAAGAUAGAUGGCACCACAUGGCUGAAAUCGAUCAACUCAGAUGUUGUCAAGAUAUAUUAG
Molecule: messenger RNA, 888 nt
Organism: Solanum pennellii
Lineage: Eukaryota; Viridiplantae; Streptophyta; Magnoliopsida; Solanales; Solanaceae
Exons: 2
Coding region: 1-888 (295 amino acids)
Biological process (GO): DNA integration
Molecular function (GO): nucleic acid binding
Source: RefSeq, a predicted model, not a curated record